UCAGCAAACAGAAGUUUCAGUUUCAAAAAAUGGCAGAUGAAGACGACAACAUCGACUUUGGGGAUGACUUUCCCGAAGAUGAUGACGAAGAUCAUGACUUUGAGGACGUUGCGGACCAAGCAGAGGCAAAUGUAGAGAUCUUGCAGUCUGCUGCUGUCGCCGGUGACAAUGGAGAGCCUCGCAAGCGUGUCACCACGCCUUACAUGACUAAAUAUGAGCGUGCACGUGUACUCGGCACCAGAGCUCUACAGAUUUCGAUGAAUGCUCCGAUCAUGGUGGAAUUGGAGGGUGAAACCGACCCCCUCGCUAUCGCCACUAAAGAGCUGAAGGCUCGUAAAAUCCCAUUCAUCACUCGCCGCUAUUUGCCAGAUGGUAGUCACGAGGACUGGAGUAUAGAGGAACUUAUUGUCACUGGCAUUUAGAGUGGCUACUGUUCUCUGGUGAUUUUUAUCUACCUGCUGUGCUGCUUUGCUCCUGUCUCGUCUGGCGCUUUGUAUAUAUUGUAGUUUAGCUUUUCAUUCAUGUGUCUGUUUGCCCUCUUGGCACUUUUCUGUUUGCCCUCUUGGCACUUUUCUGUUCUCUCUCCUGUCUUGAGUGUUGACGACUGUGUACAUAUCAUUUCCCCCUUGCGCAAGCCAGUAAUAGCUGUCCGCACAUUUGUCUGGGGCCAUGCGACCGCUUAUUUAGACCGCGAGUCUGUCUGAUUCAAACAUGUGCUUGCGCGAUGUUUUGCUGCAAACGAGUGACGGGAUGGCUAUGGUCUGGCAAAGCAAUAUUGACGGACACACAACAUUUGGAGUUGGG
Molecule: messenger RNA, 804 nt
Organism: Sycon ciliatum
Lineage: Eukaryota; Metazoa; Porifera; Calcarea; Leucosolenida; Sycettidae
Product: DNA-directed RNA polymerases I, II, and III subunit RPABC2-like
Exons: 6
Coding region: 30-422 (130 amino acids)
Biological process (GO): transcription by RNA polymerase I; tRNA transcription by RNA polymerase III; transcription by RNA polymerase II
Cellular component (GO): RNA polymerase III complex; nucleus; RNA polymerase I complex
Molecular function (GO): DNA binding
Source: RefSeq, a predicted model, not a curated record